CAAUCUUCAUGCCCCGUAGAGGGCAACAUUUAGCUGAUCACUUGUCUGCCAUUCUCCAGGAACAAAAACGACAUUCACCCAGUUUGGUCUUCAGACAGCCAGCUGUACGCGUAAAGCGGCGAGAGGAUACAACUAAUCUCAACAUUUUGAUGUCAUCAUGGGAGCCUGUUUGGCAUUGUGUUCUUUAGCCAGCUGCGCUUCUUGUUUGUGUGGCUCAGCACCAUGUCUGCUGUGUGGCUGCUGUCCCUCCUCCAAUAACUCCACUGUCACACGACUGGUUUUCAGCUUCUUUUUGCUGCUAGGGACCUUGGUGUCAGCUAUAAUGAUCCUUCCCGGAAUGGAAACUCAGCUGCGCAAAAUCCCAGGAUUUUGCCAGGGUGGAAGCACUGUAUUUGGCCUUGAAAACAAGUUUGACUGUGAUGUCAUCGUGGGCUACAAAUCCGUGUAUCGCAUUUGCUUUGCCAUGACCUGCUUCUUCUUUCUCUUCUUCAUCAUCAUGAUUCGCGUCAGGUCCAGCAAAGACCCCCGUGCGCCUAUUCAAAACGGUUUCUGGUUCUUUAAAUUUCUGAUCCUAGUUGGGAUUACAGUGGGAGCCUUUUUCAUCUCUGAUCCGCUCUUCAAUACUGUGUGGUACUAUUUUGGACUAGUGGGUUCACUCUUAUUCAUUAUCAUUCAACUCAUUCUCCUCAUCGACUUUGCCCACUCCUGGAACAAAGCGUGGGUAGAAAAUGCCGAAAAUAAUGACAACAAGUGCUGGUAUGCAGGCCUGGUGUCUUUCACCUUCCUGAAUUACGCCCUGGCUUUCACCGCUGUUGUGUUGUUUUAUGUUUACUACACGCAACCGGAUGACUGCAAAGAGCACAAGAUUGUCAUCAGCCUCAACCUUAUCUUCUGUAUCAUCAUCUCUAUUGUUUCCAUCCUGCCCAAAGUUCAGGAAGCCCAACCUUACUCUGGCCUGCUACAGGCUUCGCUCAUCUCUCUCUACACCAUGUACGUCACUUGGUCCGCACUGACCAACAAUCCAAGUGAGUCUCAUGCACUGAACGAUGCAUUUGUCUCUCACAGACCGGACACCACCACCCAAGCCAUGCGAACCAGCAUGCCGGCCUUGUGGGUGAAGGUGUCUUCCAGCUGGCUGGGUCUCAGCCUGUAUCUGUGGACCCUCGUCGCCCCUCUCAUCUUCCCUGACAGAGAUUUCAGCUGAGCAGACGGUCUUUUCUUUUCUGUUGGUUUCAUUUUCAAGGCUGGCUUUAGUGAUUUGAAAGGGGCAGAACACCACAAUGAAGUGGAAAUAAUACAGGAAAUGCAAUCAAAUUUUGUUUUGCCUUUGCCAUCUUACUUGUUUGAUGACUUCAUGUGAUAAUCAACUGCAGAUAUUAAUGGGCCAGGUUAAUGGGAGCUUGAGCCCCAAGAAGUUAUUCUCGUUUCCCAUGACUCACCUUGAUAGGCUUCUUCUUGCCACCUGAUAAUGGCGUGUGGGCUGUUCUCUUUAUGCUGAACUUUAGUUACCAGACUAUCACGCAGGCUCAGAGAUGAGGCACUUUCGCAAUACCGCAGUUUCAUUUUUAGAUGUCAUGCUGAAGACCAGAUACACCAGACUUCCUGUUCACCACGUCAGGAUCCCCCCCCUUUUGAUUAUUUCAAGGACUAAUUUCAGUGCUAGGGGCAAUGUGGGGAAACCUCCUUUUCGAGCCCCAGUGAGAGGAGUGCAAAAGUGAGAUAAGAAUAAAAUGGCACACCCUACGUAUCUGAUGAGGGUUCCCUUUUGCAACUCAACUGUAGACACAGGCACAUGAUUGCGUGCCACCAGAGAACUAACAAACCCAUUUUAAUCUCAGGUCUUUCUGAUCAAGGUCAAAUAUCCCUGAUGCAACACCUUCUCCAUGUCUGACUGUGUCUGGCCUUGUACGGCCAUGCUCAACCAUCUGUACCUGCAUAGCAGCAAGCAGAGAAACGUAUUGAUCUUUGGCAGCAUGCCGUCCUCACGUAAUGUGCACGGGGCUCUCUCUGUUCACGCGUAUGUCAUCAUUUCCCAAGAAUUCAGAAUACAUGCUGCAGUGUGCAAAACAGUCAAACCAGUUGGAAAACCUGUCUUUGCUGUGAUGUGUGUUCCUGCUGGUUUUAAAAUAAUUACCGCUAGUGUUAUGUUGUUGUUUCCUCAAUUUCACUAAGAAUGGACCCCACCCACACCCCCCAACAUGGUCUGGUGUAUGUGAAAGUUUAUUUUAUCGGUUGUUUGGCCUACUCAAAGCAAUUUUGUGUUUGGGGGAAAAAAUAGUUUUAUAUCAAGUAUUGUACAGUUUUACAAUCAUCACCUGACUUAAGCACAUUAUCAAAGCCUAAUUGCCAGUGUUUUUAUUUUUUUUUAUUUUUUGGGUAAAACUGAAAAUUUCAAAAUGUUCAGUGCCUUCUCAUUUCAUGAAUUAUGAAUGCUGAUGCAUGCUUAUUUUGCUGCACACAUGGUGGGAGGUCAGCUAUUACAUAUAACACAAAAGCUUAUAUAUUGUAUGGAAGUUGGUUUUUAUUACAAAUUAAACACUUUGAUUCGUUGGCGUUGCGCUCA
Hippocampus comes (tiger tail seahorse) is the source of this 2563-nucleotide messenger RNA. It is a transcript of the gene serinc2l, whose product is annotated as serine incorporator 2, like. The transcript is spliced from 8 exons. The record is from RefSeq and is a predicted model, not a curated record. Gene Ontology annotation, cellular component: membrane. Bases 158 to 1204 code for a protein of 348 amino acids. NCBI's taxonomy places the organism in Eukaryota, Metazoa, Chordata, Actinopteri, Syngnathiformes, Syngnathidae.